Molecule: messenger RNA, 1795 nt
Organism: Pocillopora verrucosa
Lineage: Eukaryota; Metazoa; Cnidaria; Anthozoa; Scleractinia; Pocilloporidae
Source: RefSeq, a predicted model, not a curated record
GGACAUACGUGAUCGGACAUGUUUUAAGCACGAAUCACGAGGCUUUUUAGGCCAGUGUUGUCUAAACAUUACAGCGAUCUUUUCUUGGUCACUGUACUGGCUAUCGUAAGAUUGGACACCUUCAUGGUCGUAAAAGCACGAGGGUAAUCUCUCUACAAAAGAUUCAUACACUAUGAGCGAGCUUAUGAGUACCAAAACCGAAAUUGGACGGGAAAAUGUUUAUUACGAGAUGGAAUACAAAGGAGAAGACGAAGCUGAAACCUAUGAAAAAGUAAUUGUUAAAAAUGAAAGUCCCCAGGAACGACUAAGAGAGAGAGCACAUCCGUACAAAGAUUCAAGAGAAGUAAAAUCUCGCUACUUCCUUGUUGCUGUGACUGCCAUUGCUGUUGCUUCCUUCUUGACAGCCGCUGCCACCAUGGUUUUAGCCUUUGCAACAACCGAUUCCCGAAGUGAUGUUUCGACAACUAGAGACUCCAUUGCGUCUUUUUGCGAAAUGUCAGAAAUUAGCAAAAAUCUACAAGAGUUAAAAAAGAACAUCUCUGCUCUGACAGAAUUCUCGCAGGUCUCAAAAAAGUUAAGGGAACUGGAUGCUGUACUAGCUGACGUAAAAAGAGAGUUGGAAAUUACGAAAAAAAAGGUUGAUCAGGAGUUUAAAAGAAUUCGGCAAGAUGUAAAGCAGACAGAAGGAAGUUUGUUGAAUAAAACGAACGCAUCUCUGCAAGAAUUCGAAAACAAGGUCAACAGGGAAAUUAGAGUUGUUUCACUCAAGCUGAAUAAAACAAUUGUCCAUGGUGACUAUUUAUCUUCUUCACUGGAAUCACAAAGGAAAAACAUAACGAAUCGUUUUGGAAAACUUGAACUUAGAGUUAAAAUGGAGGAAGAAAAGUCUAGCAAUAUUAAAAAAAGUUCGGAUCGCCACUCCGAGUUGAUCCAGCACUUGACCAAUAUGCUGAAUGACACUCGGGAAGAUAUGAGGAAUAUGUCUCAAGAACAAUCCAUGGCCUUGGAACUAGCCCAAAAUUCCACAGUUAGGGAACUUCUAGGAGUUCGGAUGUUGGUGAACUCAACGCAGACGAUUCUCUUGACACAGUUAAAGAAAGUGCAUAAAAACAUGACUGAAAAGGUAACAAAGGAAACUGAGAAACUUGAGGCUAGAAUAAAAGUUGAGGAAAACAAAUCAAAUAGCACAAAGCAGGUCACGGAUCAACACCUCAACAGGAUUCAGCAAAUCGAGGAAUUGCUCAACAUUACUCGUGAAAACAUGAAAGAAGAGUCCAAAAAGUAUUUCACCGCGCUAUGGUUGGCAGGAAACUCUACAAAAACGGAUCUUCAAAGUAUAAGCAUGGUUUUGAAUGAAACGCGUGGUAAUAUUGUUAGACAGCUAAAGGAAGUGCAAGACAACUUGACUGAACAGGUCAAGAACGUUAGUAAGAUGCCGGGUCCUAUCGGACCUCCUGGCUACAACGGAAGUCAGGGGCCUGUUGGUCCCCAGGGAGCCGUGGGUCCCGCUGGUCCUAAAGGAUCAGGAGACUUUAGUCAAUGUCAGUAUGACAUAAAAAAAGGAGAUAAGAUCGGUGGUAGCGAUAGGAUACUUGUACAUUUUGAUGAACCAACAAAUAAAAGGAUAAUGGCAGUAACAUGCUCAACGGAUCACGGCACUGAGUAUAAUCUUGUAUCGAGUGUACAAAGUGGGAACGUCCGGAGAUACGUUUGCGUCUGUGAUGGAAAAUCCACACUUUUCAAUGGAGGAAGUUGUUGCUACCUGCACUAUUGGAUUUGCCCUUUAACAACGUAA